Molecule: messenger RNA, 1226 nt
Organism: Helianthus annuus (common sunflower)
Lineage: Eukaryota; Viridiplantae; Streptophyta; Magnoliopsida; Asterales; Asteraceae
Product: NAC transcription factor 25
Exons: 3
Coding region: 98-1078 (326 amino acids)
Biological process (GO): regulation of DNA-templated transcription; system development
Molecular function (GO): DNA binding
Source: RefSeq, a predicted model, not a curated record
UUUCAACAUUGUGUCAUUUGAUCAUUUCUUUAACAUUACAAACAUUUCAAAACAUCACAACCACCAUAGAAAACUAAGGCAGAAACUUGAAGUUUAGAUGGAAAGCACCGAUUCAUCAACAUGUUCACAAUACCCGAAUCUUCCACCCGGGUUUCGGUUUCAUCCGACAGACGAAGAACUCGUCGUUCAUUACCUAAAGAAGAAAGCUUCUUCGAUCCCUUUACCUGUUGCCAUCAUAGCCGAGGUUGAUCUUUACAAGUUUGAUCCAUGGGAGCUACCAAGUAAAGCUAUUUUUGGCGAUCAAGAAUGGUACUUUUUCAGUCCACGAGAUAGAAAAUACCCUAAUGGAAUGAGACCUAAUCGUGCGGCCACAUCGGGGUAUUGGAAAGCUACCGGCACCGACAGGCCCAUUAUGUCAUCGACCGGCGAUCAAAAGGUUGGAGUUAAGAAGGCACUUGUUUUCUAUGGCGGAAAGCCGCCAAAAGGAAUUAAAACCAAUUGGAUCAUGCAUGAAUAUCGACUUAUCGAAAAUGCUUCUUUCAAGGCACCCGCCGUCAAUUUAUCAAAAAAGAGCUCUUUACGGCUUGAUGAAUGGGUUUUGUGUCGUAUUUAUAAGAAGAACAACACGAGUAGACCGACAGACAGGGAUCCGGACCAUGAUUACAUGGAAAACAUGAUUGCUUCCAAGACUACAAACUCCAACGGAUUGAUCGAAAACAAUCAAGAAACUUACUUUGAAAUCCUGAACAAUGAAGACGGGUCAAGGAUUCGACAAAGCAACUCUAUAUCUAAACUGGGUUCUUCGAGUUCUUCAUUAAAAUCCGGUGUUUCUUCGAUGAUUUUGAACCCCGCGAAACGCUCAUUCCCAACUACUCACUACUGGAAUCUUGAUUCCGCCGAGAAAAGGUUUCAUUCCGACGAAGACAUCAAUGGAAUGAUGGAUCGGAAUGGUUCAUUCAUCUCUUUGUUGAAUCCGACUCAACAAGGGAUUAGUGGAUUCCAUCCAAAUGCAGUAUUGGGUUCGCUUGGUGAUUCUACUUUCCCUUAUCAUCUUUCUUCACUAAAUUGGCAUACCUAAAGUUUUACUUUUAGUGUUUGUUAAGUGAAGGAGUCAUAGAUGGUAUAAAUCUUUAUAAUGAAAACGUUACUAUGCUAAUAAUAAUUAUAAUUGUAACUAUUCAUAUAAAGCUAUAAAUUUGUUGUUGACAUGAAAUUCUUAUCGAGUU